Messenger RNA from Pelobates cultripes (western spadefoot toad), 1062 nucleotides. NCBI's taxonomy places the organism in Eukaryota, Metazoa, Chordata, Amphibia, Anura, Pelobatidae. The record is from the annotation of a GenBank genome assembly.
AUGUCCAAGAAGGAUGUGGCGUGUUUCUGGAUCGUACUGCUCCUGUGCCAAGAGCUACGGACCGACCCGAUCGCUGAGAUGGGACCAUCCUCCGGCAUUCUGAUUCAAGAGACACCAGGGUUCAUCUUGACAGAGAAGAGGAUCCUGACCCGACGUGUGUUCGUCAGCUUGGACCCCAAGAUUUCCAUCGAGAAGGCAUACAACAUUUCAUCGAUGCAGCUUCCUGAGUUACAGACUUGGUACCAGAUGCACCUCCAAAGAGCACAGGACCGUGUGCGAAACAUCUUGGAGCAAGCCCGGAAACCAUUUGUAUCCAGUUCUAUUCAGAUGAGCAACCGACCCAAAAGGUUCCUCACCGCUAUAAUUGUUGCAUUAGUUUGUGCCACUGUCGGUGCAGUUGUCGCAACUGGAAUGUCUGCAGCCAACUCUAUUACUGUCCAAAAGCUGGAUAUGGAAAUCUAUGUGCUAAAGCAACACAUUACCGAUAUUCAUCAGGUGAUAAACCAGCAAAGAACACUUAUCCAAGACGUGCUAACUAUAGACACAGUUGUUACAACAAAUUUGCAUUCGGAGUUAAUUGCCAAAACCACUGAGUUGCACCAAAGUCAUGACUUAUUUAAGCGUGAACUUCUAUUUCUGCAUGAACCAAUAUUGUUCCACACACUUGCUUUUCUCGACGAAGUGCAAACUGGAAUGAUCGAAUUGGCAGGGGGACGCAUACCUCUGUAUUUUGUAUCCAAGGAUAUUGUUCAUGCGAUGCUUGCCAAUGUGGAUGGAGAGACAAUUGAGCCUAUGCAAUUAAAUCUGGCCUUUGAGAUGGGGAGCGCUAUACCUCUCUUAAUUGAUCCGGAACGUAUGGAGAUUUGCUUUUUAUCGGCCAUACCAUAUGUAACUCCUAAAGACAUUUUUAAAAUGAAAACAAUGUACUAUGUAAUAAUGAUAUUAUGGUUGAUUGUACUAAGUGUAAAGUUCAAAACUUACAGGUACAAAUAUAUACAAAAAUGUUCAUUCCACGCACGGGCCUAUGUUAGAAAUGAUGUGAUUGCACAAUAUGUCUGGUAA